AUGGCAAAAAAAACCACAAUAGAAGCAGUCGACAGAACCUUUAGAGACAUAAUGGAUUCUACAGAACCAUUUGGUGGAAAGAUUGUUGUAUUUGGAGGAGAUUUUCGACAAGUGUUACCAGUUGUCCCACGAGCAACGAGACAACAAACGAUUAAUGAAAGUUUGGUAAAAUCAUAUCUUUGGAAGCAAAUGGAAAAAUUGCAACUGACCAAAAACAUGAGAGCUCAUAGUGACAGUCAAUUUGCAGAAUAUUUAUUAAAAAUCGGGAAUGGAACUGAACCAUCAGUAGAAGAUGAUUAUAUUUGCCUCACAGAUGAUAUUACAAUUACAGGUGAAAAUGAUGAAGGUGCAAUUAUGAAGUUACUCAAUGUUGUUUAUCCUGAUCUUGAACAAAAUGCAACUUCAUCAGAAUACAUGACAAAUCGGGUAAUUCUAUCAACUACAAAUGAGUAUGUUGAUCAGAUUAAUGAGAAAAUGAUUCAACUAUUUCCAGGAAAAUUUUUUGAAUUCAUGAGUUUUGAUGAGGCAAUUGACGACACACAUAAUUAUUAUCAAGAAGAAUUCCUCAACUCAUUACUGCCUAAUGGUAUUCCUCCGCACAAGUUGAUGUUGAAAGCAAAUUGUCCAGUUAUAUUGUUAAGGAAUUUAGACCCAGCUAACGGUCUAUGUAAUGGAACACGAAUGGUUUGUCGUGAAUUUCGCAAAAACAUCAUUUAUGCAGAAAUCACUACUGGACAGAAUGCUGGCAAACAAGUUUUCCUUCCACGCAUACCUAUGAGUCCUGCAAAUGAUGAAGGAUAUCCGUUCAAAUUCAAGAGAAAGCAAUUUCCGAUACGACUAUGCUUUGCCAUGACUAUUAAUAAGGCUCAAGGACAGACAAUACCAAACGUAGGAGUUUAUCUUCCUCAAAACGUUUUUUCGCAUGGGCAACUAUAUGUGGCACUAUCGAGAGGCAUCUCUAUGGCAACAACAAAGUUAAAUGGGGGAAUGAAGAAGGAAGAUGCUUGGCCAUGA
This is a messenger RNA of Momordica charantia (bitter melon), 1014 nucleotides long. RefSeq lists its product as uncharacterized. NCBI's taxonomy places the organism in Eukaryota, Viridiplantae, Streptophyta, Magnoliopsida, Cucurbitales, Cucurbitaceae. The record is from RefSeq and is a predicted model, not a curated record. Gene Ontology annotation, molecular function: DNA helicase activity. Gene Ontology annotation, biological process: telomere maintenance; DNA repair.